Molecule: messenger RNA, 3308 nt
Organism: Lonchura striata (white-rumped munia)
Lineage: Eukaryota; Metazoa; Chordata; Aves; Passeriformes; Estrildidae
Source: RefSeq, a predicted model, not a curated record
GAAAAACUCCGCAACCUCAUGCCGCUCCUUAAUCCGUAUGGUAAAAUUUAUUUCUCUGCACACAGUUUGCUCCAUUCCGUGUAGAUUAUGAAAGAAGAAAUGACAAAAUAUUGACUACUAUGAUAACUCUUUCCCAUACAGAAGAUUUUAAGUUCAGUGCCUUUGUCCAACUUCCCUGAGUACAGUGAUUUUAGCAACUGUUCCCUUGGCUCUCAUAGCCAUCUAUUGCAUAUAGAUGGUAGGGAAAAAAGUCCUGGAGAGCCCUCCACUGGUAAGAUGGCACCUUUUCUUUCUCCAAGCCUUUCAUCCUCCAGAUAAUAAGAAGAGACAGUCCUUCGAAGACUUGACAGCAUUUAGCUGAGGUAUUUUAGGCACUUGCAGAGAUUGACCACACCACAAUUACACAGGCAUGUUUCUUGCUUCACGAAACUUCUGUUGCUGUGGCAUUAAGCUAAGAACAGAUUUGCUUUCCAGAUCCAUCAAACAUUCCACCUCUGCAACAAUGCCCUUCAGACACAAAAAUACAAGACGAAUUGAAGGCCUUGAUAGCAAUGUGUGGGUUGAAUUUACAAAAGUGGCAGCAGAUCCCUCAAUUGUUAAUCUUGGUCAAGGCCUUCCUGAUAUAUCCCCUCCCAGCUACGUUAAAGAAGAGCUGGCAAAGGUAGCAGCAGUUGACAGACUGAACCAGUACACCCGAGGCUUUGGACAUCCAUCACUGGUGAAAGCCUUAUCUCAAGUCUAUGAGAAAGUUUGUGGAAGAAAGAUUGAUCCUCUCACAGAUAUCCUGGUGACUGUGGGAGCUUAUGGAUCUCUCUUUAGUACUAUACAGGCACUAAUUGAAGAGGGAGAUGAAGUAAUAAUAAUAGAGCCAUUUUAUGACUGUUAUGAGCCAAUGGUAAAGAUGGCGGGUGCAAAGCCUGUUUUUAUCCCACUAAGAUGUAAAAAAGAUGGAAACUCUGCAUCUAGUGCUGAUUGGGUCUUAGAUCCUGCUGAACUUGCAAAUAAAUUCAAUUCCAAAACAAAAGCAAUUAUUCUGAAUACCCCACACAACCCAAUAGGCAAGGUUUUUACCCUAGAAGAGCUUCAAGUAAUAGCUGAUCUCUGCAUUAAACAUGACACUCUGUGCAUCAGUGAUGAGGUGUAUGAAUGGCUGGUGUAUAAAGGGAAUAAACACAUUAAAAUAGCUACAUUGCCAGGUAUGUGGGAAAGAACAGUAACUAUAGGAAGCGCUGGGAAAACAUACAGUGUAACUGGUUGGAAGCUUGGUUGGUCCAUUGGUCCCGAGUACCUGAUUAAGCAUCUGCAAGUUGUUCACCAAAAUACACUGUAUACUUGCCCAACUCCAUUACAGGAGGCUUUGGCACAAGCUUUUUGGGUGGACUAUAAGCGCAUGGAUGACCCAGACUGCUAUUUUUACUCCCUGUCUCGAGAGCUGGAGAGCAAGCGUGAUCGGAUGGCUCAGCUCCUGAAAGAGGCUGGACUAAAGCCUGUCAUUCCAGAUGGAGGAUACUUUAUGAUUGUUGAUGUUUCCACAUUAAAUGUGGAUCUCUCUGAUUUAGAUGAGAAACAACCUUAUGAUUAUAAAUUUGUCAAAUGGAUGAUAGCAUCUAAGAAGCUGUCAGCAAUUCCUCUUUCAGCAUUCUGUGGUCUUGAGACAAAGAAACAGUUUGAAAAAUACAUACGUUUUUGCUUCAUUAAGAAAGACAGCACACUAGAUGCAGCUGAAGUGAUCCUGAAGAACUGGAAUAAACAGACAGGCUGAUUUUUCUUAUUAACUCUUCCAUAUAGUAUAACUAUCUAAUAUAAGUUUGUUUUUUUUUUUUUAAUUGGAAAUUUAAGAAAAAAAUUACUUAAUACAGUACAGAAUUAAUAUGACAUUGUAAAUAACUUUUUACUGAUACCUGCUAAGGAGCUAAAACAAUGAUUUACUGAAAUAUGUGUAAUACAACCUAGAGGUUAUUUUCAGUCUUUUAAAAAUAAAAUGCUUUUCUCUUAAAGAAACCCCAAUGGGAUUAAUUUCUUUUACUGAAAGGAAAAAUUUCUAGGAUUCUGUGUAAAAUAAAUAAAUUAUAUAGGUAUUUUAAAGCUUUCAAGUAAAAAGGGAGAGGUGGUUUUGGUAUGAAAUAAUAUGGGAACUAGAGAGAGACUUAGAGAAACAUCUUAGUUUGUGAAAUCAAUAACCUGCAGUAGAGGAAGAUUAAGACCCGUGGCCCAUAUUAGAUAAUUGCAGUGACUCUCUUCAUACCUGCUACCUUCUCUGGCUGCAGAAAUUGUAUCAGUUAAAUAAAGUGAAAAGUGCUAAGUUACAUAAUUACUAUUUUAUUCACCACAAUAGUCAUGUAUGGUGUUCUGAAAGUAUUCAGUCCUCAAUACAAUUAUAAAAGUGGCAUCUGGAAUAGGCAUUCUAUUUACCUCUGGCUACCUUGUAUUUAUUACAUGGAUGAAUCUACAAAGCAAAAUUUACUUUAGAGGAUCCUUUACAAUCAGAUGUACAGUGAUGUAAUUAUUUGUGUCAUUAUGUUUCUUUUAUAUUACAACGUUGGCAGUAUCACACCAAACUUCAAACUCUUUAGAUCUAGGGGGCCAUGGAGGUCUAAUGCUAUUAGCCUAAUGCUGCCUAAUGCUGUUCUGUGGAGCUCAACUAGCUCGGUUUCAAGCACAGUAGAUAAAGGACUUAUUUCAAAAGAAGUCAAUAUGAAGAAUUCCUUUCUAGCUACCUCAUUUUUCACUUCUUUCUGCAAUCUUUUCAUCUGUGGAUGUGUUUCCCACUAUCAGAAGCAAUCCAGGCAGGUGACUUUUUAAGGCUGUGUGCUAUGUCCUCCAUGAUCUUUCUAUGUUCUUCUGGUUUCAGAUGGGAUAGAAUUAAUUUUAUUCUCAGUACCUGGUACAGUGCUGUGUUUCAGAUUCAGCAUGGAAAUAAGGUUGAUAACACACUGAUGUUUUGGUUGUUGCUAAGUUGCAUUUAUCCUAAAUCAAAGACUUUUUUGUGUCUCCUGCUCUGCUAGUGAGGAGGAACAAAAAAAACUAAAAAAGCUGUGAGGGAACGUAGCUGAACAAGUGACCCAAACUGGCCAAUGGAUACUCACACCAUGGAAUGUCAUGGCCAGUACAUCAGCUGGGGAGCUUGUGGCAAGGGGGAGCUGACCGGGGCCUCAGCAAUGGGGUCUGCCAUCAGACAGGGGCUGGUAAGCAACUGCAUUGUGCCUUACUCGUUUUUCUUUUUUUAAAAUUAUUUUUGUUAUCAUUAUAAUUAUUUACUAUUGUUCUUUUUAACUUUGUUUCAAUUAUUAAACUGUUUUUAUCUCAAA